Caenorhabditis elegans is the source of this 2693-nucleotide messenger RNA. RefSeq names its product Nucleolin homolog 1 (gene nucl-1). Lineage: Eukaryota; Metazoa; Nematoda; Chromadorea; Rhabditida; Rhabditidae. The coding region runs from base 13 to 2409 and encodes 798 amino acids. The transcript is spliced from 5 exons. Gene Ontology annotation, cellular component: nucleolus. Gene Ontology annotation, molecular function: nucleic acid binding; RNA binding. The record is from RefSeq and is marked reviewed.
GGUACAAUCAAAAUGGGUUUCGACUCACCAAGAGGACGCGGAGGCGGAGGCUUCCGCGGUGGUCGUGGUGGUGGCAGUGGCUUCACCCCACGUGGUGGCGGUGGUGGAUUCCGAGGUGGAGAUAGAGGACGUUCUCCAGGCGGAUUCCGUGGAGGCGAUAGAGGACGUUCAUCAAGCGGAUUCCGAGGAGGAGAUAGAGGUCGCUCACCAGGAGGAUUCCGUGGUGAUCGUGAAGGUGGAUUCUCCCCAAGAGGACGUGGUGGAGGCUUCCGAGGUGGUGACCGUGGUGGAUUCCGAGGUGGAGAUCGUGGAGGAUCUCCAUGGCGUGGAGGAGACCGCGGCAACUUCCGUGGAGGUGAUCGUGGUGGCUCUCCAUGGCGAGGAGGAGAUCGUGGUGUAGCUAAUCGCGGUCGAGGAGAUUUCUCUGGAGGGUCCCGUGGUGGCAAUAAGUUCUCCCCUAGAGGAGGCGGUCGUGGUGGCUUCACACCUCGUGGACGCGGUGGAAACGAUUUCUCACCGCGCGGAGGAAGAGGAAACUUCCAAUCUCGUGGGGGAGGCAGCCGAGUUGGUUUUAGCGAUAAGAGAAAACAGUAUGAUAGUGAUGGAGAUGACGACGAGGAAGAGGAAGUCCCGAAGAAAAAGCUUGCCACCGGAACUCCGUUUGCAAAACAAACAAAACCAGUAGAAGACGAUUCUGGUGAAGACGAAGAAGAUGAGGAGGAGAGUGAUGAGGAGCCACAACCACCAAAGAAAACUGCUAAGAGUGCCAUUGCUACGGCUGCUGAAGAUUCUGACGAUGACGAAGAGGACGAUGAUGAGGAGGAGGAAGAAUCUGAUGAUGACGCUCCGCAGGUCAAAAAGUCUGUUGCUGUUGAGGAAGAUGAAGAAGAUGAGGAAGACGAGGAAGAAAUUGAAAUGGACGAAGAAGAUGAGGAGGAAGAAGAGGACGAGGAGGAGACCGAGCCUGUCGCUAAAACUCCAGCUGUAAAAAGCUCUCUCAAAUCUGUCGACUCCACAAAAGGAAAGCAAGUCAAUUUAUCUAAGGUUGCAACCCCAACUACUGUUGACAAGAAAGCACCAGCAACCCCGCAUCCUGCCAAAACAUCAAAAAAUGCUGCCGGUGAUGUUCCAAAACUGAACUUUGAUGAUGACAGCGACGAGGAAGAUGAGGAGGAUGAAGAAGUAGAGGAGGAAGACGAAGAGGAGGAGGAAGAGGAAGAAGAUGUUCCAGCUAAGAAAGCUCCAGUCCUCAAGCAGUCUUUAAGUCAAAUAGCUCAAGCGAUUGAGGAGGACAGUGACGAUGAGGAUGAAGAUGAAGAAGAAGAGGAGGACGAGGAAGAUGAAGAAGAGGAGGAGGAUACCACAAAUGUCCCACUUAUCAAGUCGAAAGCUGAUCUUCUCAAACAGAUUGCUGCAAAUCGUGCUGCUGCUUCUGCUGCUCAAGAUAGUGAUGAAGACGAAGACGAGGAGGAUGAAGAAGACGUAGAGGAAGAAGAUGAAGAGGAGGAAGAGGAAGAAGAUAUCCCAGCUGUGAAGCCAAAAGUCACCGAAAAACAAGGAGGUGUGAAGAGAAAGCUUGAUGAGCCUACCGUCGCUUCUAAACAAGUCAAGAGCGAUGGUAAAUCAAUUAUCAGUGAAGAGGAGAGAAGACGUCAAGAUAGAGAUUCGCGUUCUUUGUUCAUCAAAGAAAUUGCUAAGAAAGCAAAAGAUGCUGAAAUCACUGGUCUUGUAACUGGACUCGAUUCUUUCCGUCGCAAAAAGAACUCGAACUUUGGAUGGCUUGUAUUCAACACUGUCGCAGAUUGCAAGAAAGCUCACGAUGUUCUUAGCAAAUCUAAGAUUCAAGGAAAAGCUCUUUAUGUAGACUUCUGUCUCAGUGAAAGCAAAGCUCCAAAAGAACAUGGAGUUCGUCCGAUUAAUCCUCUCCAGCUCUUCAUCAACGCUCUCCCAGGAACCUGCAAUAACACAGACUUGAAGAACAUCUUCCGUUCAUCCACAGACAUUAAGAUCCUUCACGCAAGUGGUCAGCCAAACUCGAAAAAGAGAGCUUUCAUCACUUUUGGAACCGUAGAAGACGCUCAAGCUGCAUUCGCAAAAUCAAAUGGAUUGAAGGUUAACAAUCAUCUAGUCGAUGUGUUCUAUGCGAGACAUCAAGAGACGAAGGUUGACGUGAAACCAAAGAAGGCAGCUACUCCAGCGGUUCAAAAAAAAAUUGUUCCGAAAGUUGCUGCUGAUUCGUCAGGUGAUGACAGCGAAGAGGUGGCGUCAAGUGAUGAAGGAAUUCAGGAAGUUGAAGAAGAACAACCAAAACAAAAGAAGCUCGUGAAAAAGGUUGAACCGAAGACUAUUCCACGUGUGCAGCAGAAAAAGCCGCAAUUCAAGAAGACCGGUUUCAAGGGAAAGAAAUAAAUUUACCAUUGUUUACCAUACCACUAAUCUCUUCUAGAUUUAUUCCAUCUUGUUGAUCCAUCUGUUCGCUCCUUGUUAAAUCCCAUUUUUUUUAAAUAUUUUUCAUUGUUGUUGGUUUUAUUGUUUCUCUUGCACAAAUUAUCAAUCCCAAUUGUUGUCCCAAAACGUUUUUCAUUGUUUUCCCCUGCCUCUUCACAAAUCCCUUUCAUUUAGGUUAUUUGAGUAAGUGUGCUCGGUGUAUUUGAUGUGCUCGACACUAUCAAAAAUAAAGUCAUUGAAAAUAU